This is a messenger RNA of Colossoma macropomum (tambaqui), 1938 nucleotides long. RefSeq names its product adhesion G protein-coupled receptor E1-like. The transcript has 16 exons. The coding region runs from base 34 to 1938 and encodes 634 amino acids. Lineage: Eukaryota; Metazoa; Chordata; Actinopteri; Characiformes; Serrasalmidae. Gene Ontology annotation, molecular function: calcium ion binding; G protein-coupled receptor activity. The record is from RefSeq and is a predicted model, not a curated record. Gene Ontology annotation, cellular component: membrane. Gene Ontology annotation, biological process: adenylate cyclase-activating G protein-coupled receptor signaling pathway; cell surface receptor signaling pathway.
CAAGGUGUUACAUGUGAUGAUAGGAAUGAAUGUAUGGAGUUUGACAUUUGUGGACAGCAUGCAAAGUGUAAUAACACCAUUGGUGGACACUACUGCACAUGUGACCCAGGCUACAGGCUGCAGUCAGGACAGACUACCUUCAAUGACAGUGGACCUUGUGAACAUGUUUGUACGAUUGAUGAGUCCCUCUGUGGGGAAGGAGUCUGCAACAAGUCUGAAGAUGGCCAUGAAUGUGUGUGCAAGGAAGGAUUCACCAACUAUGGCUUCAAAACAAUGAAAUGCACAAAGCCAAAUUGUGGGUUUCUGUUACAGUAUGACCUUGAGAUCCCUCAGCUAGUACCAGUCAUGGAGGAGUUGAGGAGCAGCUGUGAGAAGCUGAGUGAAGACCCAGUUAUGAGUAAGAGGGUGUCACAAGUGGACGGAAACACACAGUUAGAGAGGUUCCUGAAUGCUUUAGACGAGCUUUUGUCUGCUGGGCCCCUAAACAGUAACAAGAAGGUGACGACAGUGUUGGAAACAACUGAGAAUGGACUGAAACUGCUUGGACCCCAGCUAUCUAAUAUCACCACAACAAGUGUUCACACAGAGGUCAAUACAUUAGUCCGGAGAGAUGAUGCUCCCCCUCACGGGCCAUUCAUUUUGUCCACUCAUGGCACACAGCUCGAAUCCCACUGGGAAACUGCAGCAGGAGAUUCAUACAUGGGAUUUGCUGCUGUGUCUCUACUGAGCUUCAAUAGUUUGGAAAAUUCAGUCAACGACUACUUCGACCAGAUAAAGACCCAAGAAGAUGAAACACUCAAGAUAAACUCGAAAGUAGUUACAGCAGUGGUCACUAACCCUGAUACAGUACAGCUGAAGAAACAGAUCAUCCUCACCUUCUCUCACCUGCAGCAGCCAUCAGAUGGAAACCAAAUGUGUGUGUUCUGGGACUCCUCUCUGGAUGGUGGUGCGUGGUCCACCAAGGGCUGCUCUGUGGUCAGCUCUAAUGCCAAUCACACAGUCUGCUCCUUCACCCACCUCAGCAGUUUUGCUGUGCUAAUGGCACUCCAUGAAAUGCAGGAGGUAUUUGAGCUGCAGCUGAUCGCAUGGGUGGGGCUCUCCCUGUCCCUCAUCUGUCUCCUCAUCUGCAUACUGACCUUUGGCUUCAUCCGCUCCAUACAGAGCACCCGCACCACAAUCCACCUGCACCUUUGCAUUAGCCUCUUCAUUACCAACCUCGUCUUCCUCGCUGGCAUCAGCCGAAUGGAGAACAAGGUGGGCUGUGCAUUUGUUGCAGGCCUGCUGCACUUCUUCUUCCUGGUUGCUUUGUGCUGGAUGUGCCUGGAAGGUGUGCAGCUCUUCAACAUGGUAGUGCUGGUCUUCAACACCACAGUGAGACCACUCUACCUGAUACUGGGUGGUUAUGGAGUUCCUGUGCUUAUUGUUAUCAUAUCAGCCAGUAUCAAUGCUAGAGGUUAUGGCACAAAGCACCACUGUUGGCCCGACCUGAAGGGUGGGUUCAUCUGGAUCUUCUUUGGUCCUGUUUGCGCCAUAAUUGGUGUGAAUGUGUUUUUCUUCCUGAUAACUGUAUGCAAGCUGGUUCAGAAAAUUUCCCUUCUCAAACAAGACUUGAGCAAGCUGCAAAAAAUCAAGUCAUUCACAGUCACUGCCAUGGCUCAGCUUUGUGUGCUUGGCACCAUGUGGAUUUUUGGCUGUUUUCAGUUUGAGAGGGGAUCUCUGGUCAUGUCCUACCUCUUCACUAUCUUCCUUAGCCUGCAGGGGGUGCUGGUGUUCAUCAUGCACUGCCUGCUCUCCAAACAAGUGAGAGAAGAGUAUGCCAGGAUCCUGACCAGCCUAUGUGUUCCACAGAAGAAGAAAUACUCAGAGUACAGCUCAAACCAGUCCAGCAAAUCUCAGGCAUCCAGGAGCAUCCAGCACACGGGAGAGUCACACAUAUGA